Molecule: messenger RNA, 237 nt
Organism: Mesorhabditis belari
Lineage: Eukaryota; Metazoa; Nematoda; Chromadorea; Rhabditida; Rhabditidae
Source: the annotation of a GenBank genome assembly
AUGGCUUUCCUCGUCUCAUUGAUCACCUCGGCUCCACCAGAAUACACUGGAACGUGUACAGUUGAUACGGAUUGCUAUCCGAAUACACAACAAAAAUGUUCUGAUUUUGGCUAUUGCAUGGGUCCAAACAAGGAAUGGCAAUGUCCAAAUGGAUUGGACAGCGAAUGUCCAUCAGGAUGGAAAUGUUCUUUGAAUGGAAAUGGAAAGGGUGUAGGCUGUGGAAUGUCUGGAAAGCAU